AUGGAGGCGGGCAGCACCAAGUGUGUCCCAGAACUCAGCCUCAGCAUGACCAGGGAUCAGGCCAGUCCCUGCGGGCAGCCUCGUGUGUCCAGUCGGAUCGUAGGGGGCCAGGACGCCCGGGCCGGAGAGUGGCCGUGGCAGGCGAGCAUCCAGCACCGCGGGGCGCACGUGUGUGGGGGCUCGCUCGUCGCCCCCCAGUGGGUCCUGACCGCGGCGCACUGCGUCCAGAGGCGGGCGCCAGUGUCUGGGUACCGCGUGCGCCUCGGGGCGCUUCGUCUGGGUCCGGCCGCGCCCCGCGCGCUCUCGGUGCCCGUGCAGAGGGUGCUGCUGCACCCCGACUACGCGGAGGACGGGGCCCGCGGUGACUUGGCAUUGCUCCAGCUGCGCCGCCCAGUGCCCCUGAGCUCCCGAGUCCAGCCCGUGUGCCUGCCGGACCCCGGGGCCUGGCCGCCGCCCGGUACUCCGUGCUGGGUCACUGGCUGGGGCAGCCUCUUCCCAGGAGUGUCACUUCCAGAGUGGCGCCCUCUUCAGGGAGUACGAGUGCCGGUGUUGGAUGCGGGCACCUGUGACCGCCUCUACCAUGUAGGCACCAACGUGCCCCGUGCUGAGCAGAUAGUGUUACCAGGGAACCUGUGCGCGGGCUACGUCCAGGGCCACAAGGAUGCCUGCCAGGGUGAUUCUGGGGGACCCCUGACCUGCUUGAAGUCUGAGCGCUGGGUCCUGGCGGGCGUGGUGAGCUGGGGCAAGGGCUGUGCUCUGCCCUACCGUCCAGGUGUCUAUACCAAUGUCGCCAUGUACAGCCGUUGGAUUCAGGCUUGUCUCGGCCGCUGAUGUGGUGACUCUGACUUGGGUUGCUCAGCUACUUGGUCCCUCUGGGGACCUGCACAUCCCCCAACCCUUCUACUUCUCACUUGAGGCUCAGAGACCCGAUAAAGCUAAGGAGCCAUCUCUCCAUUCAGCUGUCCAUCCCCUACCUUCCUCGGGGCUCACCAAACCUGAGCUGCCAGCCCCGCUCCGGAGCCUCCCAUCUGUGGGGGUCUCGCACUCCUGCCUCCCCUUCCUGCUCAUUUAUCCUCCUCAGCUCCAGCCAGGACUGGGCCUGGGCACCCAGCGACGGUCAGUGGCAUUCCCGGUUUGGCCUGUGUGCCCCUCUCUCUGGAGGAAGUCAGGGAGAUUCGAAGUGUAGAGGGAUUCAGCACCAAGAAGAUGGUUCUCCAUCACCAGCUUUGAAGAUGGUGUAGGGGUCGCAUGGCAAGGAACUUGCAGCCGCCUCCAGGAGCUGAGGGCAGCCUUGGCUGACAGGCUUUGGGGAAAGUGAAAUCUCAGCACCGUGACCGACAGGAAC
Messenger RNA from Myotis lucifugus (little brown bat), 1345 nucleotides. RefSeq names its product serine protease 33 (gene PRSS33). Gene Ontology annotation, molecular function: serine-type endopeptidase activity. The transcript has 5 exons. The record is from RefSeq and is a predicted model, not a curated record. The coding region runs from base 1 to 831 and encodes 276 amino acids. Gene Ontology annotation, biological process: proteolysis. Lineage: Eukaryota; Metazoa; Chordata; Mammalia; Chiroptera; Vespertilionidae.